Effrenium voratum is the source of this 2811-nucleotide messenger RNA. Lineage: Eukaryota; Dinophyceae; Suessiales; Symbiodiniaceae. The record is from the annotation of a GenBank genome assembly.
AUGGAGCCGCAUGGCUUUGCUAUCCCGCUGGCUCAAGACGCCAUGGACGGCGAGCCACCUGACUCGCCGGAUGAGCCCAAGCAGGUCACGCUGUGGACAGAGGCAGUGGGCAGAGAAGCCUGCGGCUACGUGACGAAGCCGGCGGUUUUGCAAGCCACCGGCGAGAAGAAGGGCGGGCGCCGGAAGGUGCUGCUGGAGGCUUGGGUCAAGGACUCUGAGCUGACCGAAAAGCCGAAGCCCAAGACUCGGGCGGCGACCGCACCGAAAGAGGAGCUGGAGGCGCCCGUGAAGAUCAAGCUGAAGACCGGCUUUUGGUUUAUUCGAAGGAAGGACUUUCUUGAGCUGCCAAAGAGAUGCCCGACGCAUCAGACCUUGCGCGAGAGGAAGCUUUUGGAGUGGCGCGAGGUGAGUCUGCAGGAGCUGGUGAGUGGUGAGUUGAAAAGGUCCACGGCGGCUGUGAGCCAUGUCUGGGUCACCAAGAAGCACUUCGACCCGGAGGGGGUGAAGCUGGCCAAAAUCAAAGAGACUCUCUCUGGCCCUGACUUCCAAUGGCUCCAGUAUGUGUGGCUGGACUUCAUUUGCUUGCCCCAGUUCUGGUCGGAUGAUGGGACACACGAAGACUUGAGCAAGGAAGAAGAGGAGCAUUUCGACGAGGCGGUGAGGGAUUGCAUUCCGAAUCUCUUCAUGGGCGCCUCGGUGAUCAUUCUGUGGGACGUGGAAACCGAGACGAGGUUCUGGCCCAGCGUGGAGCUGAUCAUGGCCUUGAAGACGCCCACGCUCAUCGGGGUGCUCCCGGGCCUGGACUCCGAUGAUAGGGCGACCUUUGCGUUUCUGAAGCUCUUCGACGGCGAAGAGAGCAAAAUCGAGCAGCACGCCAGGAAGCUGUGGACGAAUGCAUCCUUGGGCGCUGCCAUGGAGUAUUUGAAGCAGGACACCAUCGCCGCCGACGUGCCCAAAGACAAGACCACGGUGCUGGGUGUCUUGCAGACCUUGGAGGGCGACUUAGCACGGCUCUUUCGCAGGGAGCCCACUCUGCUGAACAUCCCCCGACACGCUAUGGCCGGGCUCACCCACGUCAAGCGCGUUCUCCAUUUAGAUUUUACGGUGGACGUGAAGCACAUCAACCGCUUCCUGAACCGAAGGACCGCCAUCAUGCUCGCUGCGGAGCAGGGGAAAGGCGACCUGCUGCGGUUGAUCCUGGCCGUGCCGGACAUUGAGGUGAACGCGCAAGACACGGGGCAUGGCUACACCGCUCUGAUGUUUGCUAGCAGGGAGGGCCAGCAAUCAUCACUUGAGAUCCUGCUGGCAGACAUCCGCACCAACGUCAAUGCCAAGGCGGACAACGGCGACACCUCACUGGCCAUCGCGCUGCACGCAGACCAAUUAGCGAGUGCAAGGCGGCUGCUUGCAGUGCCGCAGAUCGAGGUAGAUGUGAAGUCCUUGCGCUUGUGCAUCCAGAAGGAUGACCGGGACACCACCGCGGCGCUGCUGAAGUGUCCCUUGCUGCAGAUCAACUGCGAGAUCGGCGGCGGCUUCCGGGCCCUCCACUUGGCCGCGCAGCAGGGGAAGCCGCAGCUGGUGCGGCAAAUCCUGGGGUGCCCAGGCGUGGACGUAAAUGCCAAAGCUGCCAAGGACUACACUGCGUUGCACGUGGCCGUGGAGCAUGGACACCUUGAGGUGGCCAGGGAGUUGGCGGGCGCCGAGGGCAUCGAUCUGACGGCCGCCGCCUGUGACGGAGAUACUCCGCUGCUGCUGGCGGUGACCAGAAACCGCCUGGAUCUCACCAGGAUGUUUCUGAGCAUCAAAGAGAUGAACACCAACUUCCAGUCCGUCCUGGCGCUGGCGCUGCAGCAAGACUCCGAGCUCUCUCAGCUGCUUCUCAAUGACCCAGACGUGCAGAUCAGCGCAGAGCUGGCGGCCAAGUUCAAGGCUCUGGUGCAAAGGGUCCGCGACAUCAAAGAGGAGCUGGUGGCAGGCAUCGACUUCAACGGGAAGCUUCUGCGGCUGGCGGUGCAAGAAACCGCCAGCACGGAGCUUCUGAAGCUGGUCCUGGCGGCGCCGCAUAUGGAUGAUGUCAACGCCAUGGUCUUCUUCGAAGAGGGCACGGCCCUCCAAUACGCCGCUGAGAAGGGCAAGCUGGAGAUUGUGGAGACCUUGCUGGCCGUGCCCGGCAUCAACGUGAACGUGGACAAGAACGGGUGGACGGCCUUACAUGCGGCGGCGGAGCAUGGCCACACAAAGGUGGUACGGAUGUUGCUGGCCACACCAGGCAUCGACACCAACAUCCGCGCGGGCUUCUACACGCCCCUGUCCAUCGCCGAGCAGACCCGGCACGAGGAGAUCGCGGUUUUGCUGCGGGGCCUGGGGGGCAAGCGCUGGUCCAAGAGCUGGCUCACAGUCACCUCGUGAAAGGCCCUCCGAAGACGCAGCUGCGAUCACGAUCGAGAUGAAGCCACGCGCCGCCUGAGCGCCGUGAAGACAACCUGAGCGCCGGGAAGACCGUGCUCGGCGCUGGCCACGAAGCGACUUUGUGGCACACUCACCACAUGACUCACGACAUGUGGCCUCACUGGCUGCACUGCGUAUCCCAGCUGUCCAAAGAAAGCAAUUUGGCAGUGGCUCAAAAAGCCGGUACCAAAAUGGGUUGCCCUGGAAGGUGGCAACAUGGACCAAAACCUGCGGUCCGAUUCCUGGUGGUUUAAUUUUGACCCACACCCACAUGGACGAAGAGUUUCUCCAGGUGUGCGGAACAUAUUUGGAAGGCCUUGCGGCCGAGCGCGCGAUUUGCAGACCAUCUCGAGGCGAGAGAAA